Trichoderma virens Gv29-8 is the source of this 675-nucleotide messenger RNA. RefSeq lists its product as uncharacterized. Gene Ontology annotation, molecular function: RNA binding. The record is from RefSeq and is a predicted model, not a curated record. The coding region runs from base 136 to 390 and encodes 84 amino acids. Gene Ontology annotation, cellular component: U4/U6 x U5 tri-snRNP complex; Lsm1-7-Pat1 complex; U6 snRNP. NCBI's taxonomy places the organism in Eukaryota, Fungi, Ascomycota, Sordariomycetes, Hypocreales, Hypocreaceae. The transcript has 6 exons. Gene Ontology annotation, biological process: mRNA splicing, via spliceosome.
AGAGAGCUUAGGCUGGAUCCGUCUUCUACAAGGGUCCGUCGAAAUCUGAGCUUGCGGGAGUCCUCUUUCCAUACAUCUGCUGUCGGAUAUUACCUUUGCCGCAUCGAAAGCGCAAUAGGCGAAACCCUUUCCAAGAUGGCGUCACAACUGCUACCCCUCGAACUCAUCGACAAGUGUGUCGGAUCAAAGAUAUGGGUCGUCAUGAAAGGAGAUAAAGAGUUCAGCGGCACGCUCCUGGGCUUCGACGACUAUGUCAACAUGGUGUUGGAGGAUGUGACGGAAUUCGAUUACUCUGGAAACCACACAAAGCUUCCCAAAAUUCUGCUCAACGGCAACAAUAUCUGCAUGCUGAUUCCCGGGGGAGAAGGGCCAGUUGGCGCCGCGGCUUGAGGAGCUCAAGUCUCACUGAUAUGUCAAGUACAUCCCAGUUCAUUGCAACAAAUGUCACGCCUUGACGGCUUAUUAUGCGUAUGUCACGCAUCCUACGACAGAGAUGCUACCUAGUAGGAUCUGGCAACAGUGGAAGGCUACUUUCCGAUUGUUGAAGGACGGCCAGUUUCGAAACUGGUCUGCAUUGUCCCCGCACGCACACUCUCUGUUAAAUUAACAUAAAUUUAAAUUCAUUUCCCCUGGUCCAAAUGAUGCCGAAAUGCAAAGCCCAAUUUCCUGUUCCUA